Cryptococcus wingfieldii CBS 7118 is the source of this 1605-nucleotide messenger RNA. Its product is annotated as aldehyde dehydrogenase (NAD+). The record is from RefSeq and is a predicted model, not a curated record. Gene Ontology annotation, biological process: aldehyde metabolic process. The transcript is spliced from 10 exons. NCBI's taxonomy places the organism in Eukaryota, Fungi, Basidiomycota, Tremellomycetes, Tremellales, Cryptococcaceae. Gene Ontology annotation, cellular component: cytoplasm. The coding region runs from base 1 to 1605 and encodes 534 amino acids. Gene Ontology annotation, molecular function: aldehyde dehydrogenase (NAD+) activity.
AUGACACAAGUUCAAGUGCCAAUUGACGCCCCCGCUGUUGCGAUCGACGGUCUCUAUGACAGGUUCCACGAUCGAUUUGCUACUGGUGCUACCCUUCCUGCAGCCUACAGAAUCUACAACCUCAAACAGCUUGCCUAUAUGAUCAAGGACAAUGAGGAGGCCAUAAAAGCGGCAGUGCUGAAGGACCUUGGUAAAGGAGACUUUGAUGUCUAUUUGGGCGAUAUUUGGAUCAUAUAUAACGAGGUUGAGCUUGCUGUGCGAAGACUCGAAUCGUGGAUGAAAGAUGAGAGUCGAAUGGGAGACUCUAUCCUCUCGAUGCAAGUCAUGCGACCCCGAGUGAAAAAGCAGCCGAAGGGUGUCGCGUUGAUCCUCAGCACAUGGAACUUUUUCUGGCAGCUGACCCUUACCCCCUUGAUUGGAGCCAUUGCCGCUGGCUGUCCUGCCAUAGUAAAGCCCUCUGAACACGCACCGACAUCUUCCGCCCUGUUGGCCGAGAUUUUGCCGAGAUAUCUUGACUCGGAGGCUUAUGGAACAGUGUUGGGAGGCUCGGAGGUAGCCAAGGCGCUAUUGGCGAAGCCAUGGGGACACAUCUUCUACACGGGUGGGGGCGAGAUUGGCAAGAUCGUCGCAAAGGCUGCAGCCCAAACAUUGACGCCAUCCACGUUGGAGCUUGGAGGCAAGAGCCCAGUGAUUGUCUCCUCGUGUGCAGACUUGAAAAUUGCUGCCAGGAGGAUGUUCAGUAUCAAGACAUUGGCAGCUGGCCAGAUGUGUGUGUCUCCCGAUUAUGUCUUAUGCGCUAAGGACCGCGUCGAUGAGUUUGUCGAGUUCUGCAAACAGACCCUUGACGAAUUCUAUCCUCCCGCUCCGUCUCCCCUCUCCCUACUCAGCACCCCCCAAUACGCAUUCCUCCGAACCGACGCUGCUUAUGACCGCCUGGUCGGCUACAUUGACCAAGCAGAUCGCGAAGGCAAGCUCGUCUACAAGGGCGAGAGAGACGAAGAGAAGAAGAAGAUGGGAAUCUCGGUGAUCCGGCUUGCUGAAGGUGCUGUAGGGGAGACGGGCAAGGUUGUUGAGGAGGAGAUAUUUGGGCCUGUAAUGGCUAUCAUUCCCGUCGAGAAUGUCGAUGCCGCGAUCAAGUACGUCAAUGCCGGCCCGCAUCCACUCGCUCUUUAUGUCUGCUCCUCCAAGCGCCAAAUCUUCACCAAAAUCAUCCACGAGACUACUAGCGGCUCUGCUACUUGGAAUGACUUUGGCUUUGCCACUUUCGCCCGCAACAUCCCUUUCGGUGGUGUCGGCGCAAGCGGCUGGGGGAGCUACCACGGUGUAGACGGUUUCAACACGUUCUCGCACAGUAAGGCUGUUCUUGAGAUCCCGUAUAUCUUUGAGCCUCUCAUGAGCUUGCGAUAUCCGCCUCUUGGGAGCUGGCAGAAGACGGUAUUGACGUGGAUGUUGUUUGUGGGAAUUCCGUUUGGAAGGCCGGAGUCUGUGGAGGCCGAGGCGGCUAUCCUCUGGAGGAAGAAGUGGGGCUGGAGAGCAGUGUACGUGGCUGCAUUGGCUGUAGCCACCGGUGGUCUGGUCUAUCAAGGAAAACCUCGAGGUUUCUAG